UUGGGGCGGUGAAUGGGAAGCGGAAGCCAUUUGUUUUUUCUCUCUCUCACUCUCUUUCACUCUUUUGCUCCCGUUUCGUGAAUGUGGAAAAAAAAAUCUGUUGACUGCUCAAAAGUCAAACUCGAGGUACGCUAAACAUUGAAUUCGCUAAGGAUCGCACUCCUGCUAAGUUUUAAACUGAAAUGGAAACCUGAUGUGUCUACGUGCGUUUGAGCGCCCUCAGAAGUGACAUCUAUAAGUCGACGAGGAAUGUUAACUCUGAUGUUGGACCUUGCCUCAGUAAAGGGGAAGUGAUCAUUUAAAAAAAAUCAGAAUUGCGAUGGCAAUAUCCGAAUUGUGGGCCAGCAGCUGGAGCAAGGCAGGCCAUACCUAACGAGGUUUAUGCCAUUGUAUUAUGCUGAAAGGGUUACUUUACCACAGAACUGGGAAAUUAGUGGUUAUUGAAUUUGACGGUCACCGACUUUUAAGAAAAGGUUUUUAAUCCUUUAUGCUUUUAUCCCUUUUUAUUGGAGUUGACUGAGGGGCCAUUUUAGACUUUUAAACACAUAUUUAAUGCAUAAAGCAACUUAAAGCAAAAGUGAGAUUGGAUGUUGAAAGGACUUCAUUUCCUGGAAAAAGUAUCCCCAAGUCCAAGUGACAAUUUUUUUCCCCUUUUUUUUAAGAUGGUGUAAUUUUUUCAUCUCAAUCAAAUUCAGUUUGUAGUAACCUAAACCAUUUUUAAUUAUUACAUUAAAAAAGAAGCUGAAUUUUGUUUUGUCAAGAUGGCAUACUCAAUGGAUUUUGCUCAAGAGAUAAUCGCAGGAGAUGCAUUCAUCUGCACAGAGUGUGGCGAAGGCUUUAGGCAGUACACAAAACUAAUUGAACACAUGGCCAUUCAUGGACUUGCUGGCUUGUUUUUUCCUGAUGUUUUAAACAGUAGUAGUAAUGAUAGUAGUAUCAACACAUCCAUUGAGUUUGCUCUCCACGAAAACGGAACACUCACUGUUGUUGAUCGAUCUGUGUUGUCUAAAUUUUCUUUCUUAUUUGGAAAACCUGCAUCCAAGUCAUCAUGGUGCCAAACCCCUAAUCAAGGUGCCUUGACUUCUAAAAUGGCAGAGAAAGAGUGUAACCAGUUUAGAUGUGAAAGAUGUGGGCAAGUGUUCAAAAACCAAAAGAGCUUACAACUGCAUCAGCAAUACCGUGCCCUUGAGCAGGGGUUCAAAUGCACCCUGUGUUGCAAAGUGUUUAAUGACCGGGAGAGCCUGCAAAGCCACCUUCAAAACCAUGCUCAUGAACGGUUUUAUAGUUGUGGAUACUGUGGAAAACGAUUUCUAAGGAAGGAGACCUUAUUGUCACACCAAAAACAGGGGCAUGGAUCUCUUGGUCCCAAAGCUUUGAUAGAGGAAGAUCAAGAAAAUAGAAUAGAUAGGUCUUAUCCUUGCAAAAUUUGCAGUUUGCGUUUCUUUUGGUUAUCUGACUUGCAGAGCCAUCUAAAGAGUCAUUCUCUUGUCAGCCCAAAUGAUGCCAUACGAGAACAGAAAGUACUAGGGGAGGAAGAAAGUAAGACCAAUGGCAGUGAUUCACUUGAUCGGCCAUAUCGUUGUGGCUUGUGUGGGGAGGAUUUCAAUCAAAAGUCAGAAUUAAAAGACCAUCAUGCAUCUCGGCAUCCAGAUACGGAUGAAGUUCAGGACUCUUCAGAUUCACCAGCUAACAUAAAACGGCAGUCUUUUGGCCACACUGGUAAAAUGCAUCAAAUGGUUGCAAAAGCCCAAAUAAGACAAUUUGAUCCACUAAAGUCUAGGAUAAGAGGUAAACCUAGAGGAGCUAACAGAUUACAUUUUGGUGGUAAACUAUACUCCUGCAAACAGUGCCAUUGUACGUUUAUGCACUCAAGCAGUCUCUCUCGUCAUAUGCGUUACCAUAAGGGUACUCUGCAUGCUUGCGUUUAUUGUGGGAAACGCUUUCCUCAAAGAUGUGAUCUCACAAGGCAUGUGGCCAUUCACCACAGUUCAGCACUACUACUAAGAGCUCGUGGGACAGCAAAGACAGAAAGCGAGGAUGAAAACCGUAAACAGGAACCUGUGAAAGCAUCAUCACAAAUAAAAGGUGACAAGGAUAAUGAACAAGAGGCUCUUGAAGAAGAAACUCUGUCAUAUUCUUCUUUGAUGAAGAAAAUGCAUUUGCCAUAUGAUGAGCUGUCAUUGGAUUCUGAAGAGAGGAGAACUUUCAAUCCAAAGAUGAGCUACAAAUGCAAAGAAUGUUGUCGAGUAUUUGGAUUGCUCAGUGUUUACCAGCGACAUGUGAAUUUCCACAAGCGAGAUCCCAGCAAAAUCUUGCUCAGUUGCCCUUGCUGUCCAUGCCGCUUCACAUUCCGCUCUGCUUUGGAUCGCCAUCUUGAGCAACAGCAUAAUGAUGGCUCUGUGAAGGGUGGUACAAAAUCUCCUGAGACUAAUUCCGUUGAUUCCAAAAUUCAACACAAGGUAGUUGAUGCUGAAAAGGCUAAUGCAAAUGCUGAUGAUGCUGAUGUUGGAAUGUUAUCUGAAGGAUUUAUUUAAUGCUGAAUGUGCUUCAAAGAUAUCUCAACAUCAAAAUGCUCAUAUUUGAGUAAAAGUUAAAUUGUAAUUAACACAACUUUAUGCCCAGUUGCAUGAUUCCCACUAUUUUUUUAAGUGAUAUACUUCCGUAGCUUUUAGGUUCUCUGAGGUUCCUCCUUUUUUCUGUUACACUUGUGUAUAAAAUAUUUUAUUUCCUCAAUGUGUUUAGCUUUUUCCCAUUUUCAAAUUCCCAUUUUUUUCUUAUUUAAAAAAGGAAAUUUAAUUUGUGUGCUGACACAAACUAAAAGAACCUUUAAUGGGGGCCUCUCUAAUGAGCAGAAUGUUUAAAAUGACUAAGAAAUGCUAAUGAUACAAUUAGAACAAAGCAAUCAGUUGAACUUUCUUUGCUAAAAAUGGUUCCAAGAGCACAGUUCUGCUUCAGUUCGGGAGAUAUGUACAUUUUAGAUAUACCUUCAUAACUAAUACUCUGUUUUACUGUAUGACUUUUUUCUCACAAAUUAUAAACCUUUUUUUUUUUUUUUUUUUUUUUUUUUUUAUAAACAAAGUUGUAAUUGUUUUUGAACUAGUGGUGAUGCAAAAUUACAUAUUUUGACCAUUCUCUGACAUCAGUAAAAAGAUUUUGUACAAGUCUACUUUAACUUGAUUAAAUAAACAUGAUUGUUUUUGUUGAGGCCUUGCACUUAUUGAAUAUCUUUUUAAUGCCUCAAAGCUG
Messenger RNA from Myxocyprinus asiaticus (Chinese sucker), 3246 nucleotides. RefSeq names its product zinc finger protein 62 homolog. Lineage: Eukaryota; Metazoa; Chordata; Actinopteri; Cypriniformes; Catostomidae. Gene Ontology annotation, cellular component: nucleus. The transcript is spliced from 3 exons. The record is from RefSeq and is a predicted model, not a curated record. Bases 762 to 2534 code for a protein of 590 amino acids.